CACAGAAACAAUCAAAACUCCGAACCACUUGGAUGCUGUAAGCGGAGGAAGAAUAGGAGCGCCAAUGGACGAGUUCACCAACGCAGUGAAGCGAAGAGAAGCGGACGCCACUGCUUCCUUAAUCAGAAGCGCUCCUAUUAAUAUAACCUUACUGGAGAGUGCGGUCGGUCUGUUGUUAUCAAGCCCCAAACAAUUCGCAUUUACGAUACAGUACGAGGAUUGAUGUUGUUGGUUUGUGAGCUCGAGCGGCCCCACUAAGGCCUGUUUGUUUGUUGUAGCGUUGGACUGUUGUCAGUGAGUGAGUGACGGUUCACGUUGUAAGUGAGUGAGUGAUUUGUUCGCGUUAGUGAGUGUGAAAUGGCCAGCGAAAUCGUGGGCGGCAUCGAGGGGGGCGCGUCCAACUCGACAGUGGUGCUGCUGAACCCCCAGGGGCAGGUGGUGGCCACUGCCAAAGGGGCGGGCACCAACCACUACCUGAUCGGCAUGGAGGAAUGUCGCACGAGAAUCGCCGAGCUGGUCAAUCGGGCCAAGCAGCAGGCGGGCAUCGCCCUGGACAGUCCGAUUGCCGCCCUCGGCCUCUCCCUCAGCGGCUGCCAGCUGGAGGAGUCCAAUCAGCAGCUCGUGCAAGGGCUGAUUGAGGCCCACCCGCAACUGGCGCGCCGAUACGCCGUCGGCUCCGACACUGAUGGCUCGAUUGCCACCAUCAGCAACAAGGGCGGUGUCGUCUGCAUCGCUGGAACCGGCUCGAACACGCUCCUCAUCAACCCCGAUGGCCAGAAAGUGCAGUGCGGCGGAUGGGGGUAUUUGCUGGGGGACGAGGGGAGUGCCUGGCACAUCAGCUGGCAGGCGGUCAAGUACUGCUUCAAUGACAUGGACAAGUUCGAAGCGCCGCCCCACCCCAGUGGGCGUCUCUGGGGGCUCGUCCAGCAGUUCUUCCAGAUCCGCAGCCAGGCGGACAUUCUGGACUCGUUUUACAAGAACUUUGAUAAGUCGCGGAUCGCGCUUCUGUGCAAAAGUGUGGCGCAAGUGGCGCGUGAGGGCGACCUGCUGGCGCGGCACAUCUUCAAGCAGGCGGGCGCCGACCUCGCGAAGGGCAUCGCGGCAGUGGCGCGCCAAGCCGCCCAAGAGCUGACAGAGCAAGAGGGCGGCCUGCAGGUGAUCUGCGUGGGCUCGGUGUGGCUCAGCUGGGAUCUGCUGCAGGGCGGCUUCAACGCCUACCUGCAGGAGCGCACCGACCUUCAGCGGCUCACGCUGCUCAGACUGAGCACCGAGAUGGGAGUGGGGGCCGCUCUGAUGGCUUCUGAUCGGCUCCAUCUGCCAGUCGAGCGCGACUACGCGAAGAACUACAAGGUGUUUGCGGCGUUUUGCAGGUGCGAUUCGACGUGACCGCGGAACGACGUGGCUGGCCUUGGAAUCGACUACUAAUAAGGACUUGCAUGGCUUGGAUUGAUUGCCAACUGAUUUUUUAAAAUUAUAUUCGAUUUUUUUC
Messenger RNA from Dendroctonus ponderosae (mountain pine beetle), 1489 nucleotides. Its product is annotated as N-acetyl-D-glucosamine kinase. Gene Ontology annotation, molecular function: N-acetylglucosamine kinase activity. The transcript has a single exon. The coding region runs from base 358 to 1386 and encodes 342 amino acids. Lineage: Eukaryota; Metazoa; Arthropoda; Insecta; Coleoptera; Curculionidae. The record is from RefSeq and is a predicted model, not a curated record.